Molecule: messenger RNA, 2941 nt
Organism: Pseudomassariella vexata
Lineage: Eukaryota; Fungi; Ascomycota; Sordariomycetes; Amphisphaeriales; Pseudomassariaceae
Exons: 5
Coding region: 453-2543 (696 amino acids)
Biological process (GO): monoatomic ion transport; transmembrane transport
Cellular component (GO): membrane
Molecular function (GO): monoatomic ion channel activity
Source: RefSeq, a predicted model, not a curated record
AGCAAGCUUUGCACAUAAGGGGAAGGAAAGAGAACGACGCUACCCGAGAAGACACGAAGUACCCCUUAGGAUCUGCGAAAGCCCCGCUCGAUGCCAGAUCCAACAGGUAGAUGAAGUAACACAAACGCAACAUCCAGUUGCUCCGUCAUAUUCAUUCUUUUCCUUUCUCCCCGUGCUUGCAGUCAGAUUCCAAUUUCGACGGCAAAUCUCCGCUCCAGUCAAAUCCAAAUCGGCCUAGCCCCUGGUGCCAAACGCACCCGGCGUUCUGGGCCGAACAUUGUGCACGGGCCGUCGUUCACCCCACAAUCGAAAGUUCACAGAUGAAGAUUAAAGCUACCCCUGACGCUUGUUUCAGCCUCCAUGGAUAAUUUUCGAAAAUCUAACCUCCCGAGUUUGCUGAACAUACUGGAACGUUCUCAUCGUCACUGCCGUUGGUCGAUUGAAUCGUCAGGAUGCCGAUUCGUGUCAAGUCACGCCGUCCGGUCUCUCAAGGAGACCGUGGUGUCUCGCCUCAUUGGGUUCACUACGACUCAGAGCUCCCUGAUAUCAGCCACGACGAUACUUUUCGUGAGGUGGUGAAGAAGCUGUCUAUAUAUAUCGCCGAUGUGGUGUACCUUCCAAGUACUUUCGAGCAACUCCGGACCACGGUGGCUGGCGACUGUCUCCGAACUCUGGUCGACCAUAUUAGCGCCAAAGUCACCAAUCCAGCCAUCGUGAAUGCUCUGCUGGCACUUCGCUGGCAUUACGGUACUGCUUCCGAUGACAAGGGCACCGGCGAAGCACGUGCAAACGCCUGCGAGAUUGUGGCAUGGCGGUUCCUCACCCGUCUGUCGGAGCGAGAGGCGGUGGAAUUCUGCCUAUACGAGAUCCCAGAACCGAAUGAUGGUAUGAAUGGGAAUCGAGAUGACCUGGAAGCACAUCCGGAACAAUGUGAAAGUGAUGAAAGCACAGCCCUGCUUGGCAGUCCCUCAAUACCGCCCAUGGAUGAACGUGCCGACUGUCAUCGCACAGGUACACAGAAACGCAGCCAGCUACUUCAGUCCCUGUCGAAGCUUACGAUGAGCAUGUACGCGGACUCGGACGACGAAGUGGACGAGAACGAUCCCACAGCCCCAUUCAUCAACUUGAAUGCGCUUGAGAUUGCUGCCAUCGCCGAUGCCAAAAGAUUCCUCAGUCAACAUGUGGUGCAGAAGAUUAUCACCGGAAUCUGGAGCGGUGAGAUCAUGUUUUGGGAUCGCCUGUCAGUUCACUCGGAGAAGAAACCCAGGUUCUACAAUGCGCACACGGCCGACCCGUUCUCCCGACUCCGAGUUCCCAAGUAUCUCAAAGCAUACGAGGUCAUGUUCUUUGGGACAUUCCUAUUUCUGUAUUAUGCCGUCCUGAUUGAGCAGAACCGUUACGCCAUCACGCCGUUGGAGAUCUUGCUGUACAUCUGGUUCGCCGCAUUCUUCUAUGAUGAGGUCAGUGAAUACAUCGACGCAGGCUCCAUCUUCUACGCGGCCGACGUGUGGAAUCUAUUUGACAUGAUUAUGAUCGCGAUUGGGAUCGUGUUUGCAGCCAUGAGAUUCGUCGGGCUGUACAGCGAAGACUACACGCUGGUCGAUAUCGCCUUUGAUGUGCUGUCAUUAGAAGCACUUUUUAUGGUGCCAAGGAUAUGCUCCAUCCUCAGCUUGAGCCCGUACUGGGGCACGUUGAUUCCUUGUCUCAAAGAAAUGGGCAAAGACUUCGUCAAGUUCAUGGUACUGGUCGUCAUUCUGUACUUGGGAUUCUUGACGACAUUCUCCCUCGUUGGCAGGGAGACAUUCACCUUCCCGCACAUGGCCAUGAUCGUAACGAAGAUUUUCUUCGGGUCAUCCUACGUUGGUUUCGACAUCAUGGAAGACAUCGAUCCAAUCUUUGGACCACCGUUGAUGUUGAUCUUCGUCACAUUGAGUUCAAUCUUGCUGAUGGGCUCCCUGACGGGUAUGCUCAGCAACAGCUUCUCCCGUGUUAUCUCUCACGCCCGGGAGGAGUACCUCUACGUUUACAGUGUGUAUGUGCUGGAAGCCUCGACUAGUAACCGGCUCACGCAUUUCUACCCACCGUUCAAUCUUCUGGCCCUCGUCAUCUUCCGACCACUCCGCCUCUUCCUCCCCUCAAACGAUAAGUUCCGUCGUGCGAGAAUCAUCCUGCUCAAGGCGACCCAUGCCCCCGUAGUGGGGGCCAUCAAGCUGUACGAGCUGAUCACUUCCAAAUGGGCACCAAACGACGGGUUCGACACGUUCCGUGGCCCACGCCGUGGCACCAUGAAAGGAAACUCAAUGCACCCGCCAGCGGUGGGAUCUCGCCGACCGGACAUUCCUUCCGCGCGCCCUAGAAGCCAGGACGUCAUUCAGAAGCCGUCGUCAACGCCGGCUCGGUCGCAGGUGACGGAGGAUGAUGCAACGGACGCCCCUAGCAAUGUUGAGGUCCGCAUCUCGGAGCUUUCGAACAAGAUUGAUAGGCUCACGGCCCUGGUGACUUCGAUGCAGUCGGGGGCUGGUACCGAGACGGUCCGUUCAUAGGCUCUCGUGUAGCCUGGCGAUCCUUCAUGCCGCGUCGAACGGGUCCCCAACACUAGCUGCUCCGAGGGACUAUGAGUAGCUGGACUGCUUUCGCCCGUACUCCCAUUGGAACGAUGAGAAAUUUAGUAAAGCAUUUGGCGUAUGGCUUCAACGAAGAAAUCUAACUGGACAAAAGGAAAAUAAAUAUUUUGAUCUCGUGAGGUACACAAGUCUUGUAAUACUAAAUGAGAUGAUAACAACGAGUCCAACGUGUGAGCCUGUCCCUUGGCCGAGCCGUGUAUGAAAUAACAGCAUCUGACACCCAAGCACCGCAUCUUCUAAUCCAAGAAGCUGAGUAGAUCAUAAGCUUUUAGGUACUUUACUUACUGUACUAUGGCAGCUACCAAGUCGAGUGUUCG